Messenger RNA from Aspergillus versicolor CBS 583.65, 1419 nucleotides. RefSeq lists its product as uncharacterized. Gene Ontology annotation, biological process: amino acid transmembrane transport. Lineage: Eukaryota; Fungi; Ascomycota; Eurotiomycetes; Eurotiales; Aspergillaceae. Gene Ontology annotation, cellular component: vacuolar membrane. Gene Ontology annotation, molecular function: amino acid transmembrane transporter activity. The record is from RefSeq and is a predicted model, not a curated record. The coding region runs from base 1 to 1419 and encodes 472 amino acids. The transcript has 3 exons.
AUGCCACAGGAUUCCAUGGAUAAGAAGGCUGGCCAUUUUUCGGCUCUUGACUUUUCAGCAAGUGAUUCAGGUGCACUCGAACUCGGCGCAGGAUCUAUGAUAGAUCAGUCUGAAGGGGUCUUCAAUAGAGGUGAUGGCGAUGUGAACUUUCGGACUGUCGGAUGGGUGCAGGCUGCCAUGAUCUUUCUAAAGAUCAUAUUUGCAACUGGAGUAUUAUCGAUCCCUUCUGUUAUGGUGGACGUCGGUGCCGUCCCUGGAUCCAUUAUCCUCCUCGGCUUCACAGUCCUAAAUGGAUAUAGCGCCAUAAUAACCGGAAACUUUCGAAAGCAGCAUCCUACAUGCCAUUCGAUCGCAGAUAUGGCAGGCGUCGUCGGAGGUGCUGUCCUUCAGGAACUCACUGGUGCUCUUUCAAUAAUCAGCUAUAUCAUUACUGCUUCAUCGGGCGUCAUUGGUGUCUCUGCCGCAGCCAACGCUCUCCCGAGUCACGCUGCGUGCACUCUUUGGUGGUAUCUGGUUGCCACAGUUGUAAUAUUCAUUAUCUCCAGUGUCCGCAAAUUCUCGCAGAUAGGCUGGCUAAGCUGGGUUGGGUUUGUUAGUGUUUUUGCUGCCGUCCUCGUGGUGGUAAUUGGCGUUACGCAACAAGAUCGUCCCUCCGCAGCACCGGCCACUGGAGACUUUGAUCUAGAAUUCAAGAUCGUCGGCCACCCGUCUUUCAUUGCUGGCGCUUCCGCUGCGAUUACCAUGUUUGUAUCCAGCGCUGCGACAUCGGCCUUUCUGCCAGUAAUGGCAGAGAUGAAGCAGCCCGAGGAUUAUAACAAAGCAGUUUACCUGAGCAUGAGUUUCGUUACAUCGUCCUACCUCGCGUUCACUCUGGUCUUAUAUUACUGGUGUGGCCAAUGGAUUGCAUCACCUUCUCUGGGGAGUGCGGGCCCGAUUAUCAAAAAGAUUGCAUACGGGAUUGCCUUGCCUGGACUCGCUGUCAGUGGCUGCCUCUAUAUCCAUGUGGCUGCUAAAUACCUCUUCGUUCGUAUCCUCCGAAACUCGAAACAUCUACAGAACAGCUCACCUGUCCACUGGGGCACGUGGCUGAGCUGCACAUGCAGCUGUUCAGUAUUUGCAUUUCUUCUUGCUUCUGCAAUCCCGAUAUUUACUUAUGUUCUUGCCUUGGUAGGCAGCAUCUGCUUCGCACCACUGACAAUUAGCCUGCCUGGUCUUUUAUGGGUUUACGAUAAUAAGAAUUCUUGGAAGGACGGUCCUUGCCGCAAGGCCAUCUUCACUUUUCAUAUUUUUCUUGUCAUUCUUGGUGUGUUUAUGACCGUGGGUGGGACAUACAGCGUUGUUUCCCAGAUCCGAAAUGCAUAUGCGGAUGGCAAGAUUGAUGCUGCCUUUUCGUGCGCGGAUAACAGUGGGACUGCCUAG